AUCGAUGUCAAGUGCUGCUACUGGUCCUACUAACUUUGCCGAUGAUGGCAGAGACGUCAUUGAACGUCAAGUCGAAAUAAAGAGUGAAAAACAUGAACACAUUCAAGAUCUAUACGAGAUCGAUCGCACUGUAGCAAAAAUCAAAGAGAAAGGAUAUAAGCGUAUUGCACUUCAAUUUCCUGACGAAUUCUUGGCAGACGCAGCUGCUGUUUCCAAGCAAUUGGUUGAAUUGACAGGUCAACAUGUGUUUGUAUUAGCAGAUACAUCUUACGGAAGCUGUUGUGUUGAUGAGGUGGCUGCUGAACAUGUCCAUGCUGAUUUUAUUAUUCAUUAUGGAAGAUCUUGUUUAAGCCCAACUUCUCGUUUACCUGUAUUGUAUGUGUUUGGUCAGCAACCUGUUGAUAUAGAAGAUUGCCAACAACAGUUCGAACAGCAGUUUCCUGAUAAAACCCAACCUGUCAUUAUCAUGUGCGACGUUGAGUAUUCUUAUGCUGCUGAGAAGUUGACAGCUGAAUUAGCAAAGACAUACAACACGAUUAUUCCAACUGUUAUUCAGACAGAAUCUACUUUGCAGCACACGUUGACCGAGAAACUAGCCCAACGUCCGAAUACCUGUGGUAAUCAUGAAGAGCGACAAAAGAAAGGAGAGCCCUGUUGUGGUAAAUGUAACCGCGACUUAGAAGACACAUUCAACAGUGACAGUGAAGAAGAACAAGUGAACCCAGCUCCUGCUGUUCCUAUUGAGAAUAUGGAAGGAUUGAAGGCCGAGGUUAAGCGAGGUGGCCGCUACUUUGAACUACCUGAUUCUGUUUCCAUGGAAUCAUGCUCCAUCUUUUUUAUCGGUACUGAGGGCUUGACAUUGACCAACAUUAUGAUGGUUCAUAACAAGUGUCCCGUUUAUACUUAUGAUCCUAAAACAAAAGAAGCUAGAAAAGAAUCUGUUCAAGUGAGUAGAAUGUUGAUGAAGAGAUACUUUCUUGUUCAAAAAGCCAAAGAUGCUGACACAAUUGGUAUUGUUGUAGGCACUUUGGGAGUUGCCUCCUACUUGAAUAUUAUUGAGCACUUGAAAAAGGUCAUUAAAGCUGCUGGAAAGAAAUCCUACUUGUUUGUCAUGGGGAAACUCAAUGUUGCUAAAAUGGCCAAUUUCAUGGAAGUCGACUGCUAUGUACUUGUUUCUUGCCCUGAAAAUAGUUUGAUUGAUUCAAAGGAGUUUUACCGCCCAAUUGUGACACCUUUUGAAUUAGAAAUAGCACUCAUCAGAGAUAUGGAAUGGACUGGCAAUUAUAUCACUGAUUUCUCAAAGCUUUUGCCUCAGUUACGUACAGAUGAUUUCAGUUAUGAUGAGGAGAAAGACGACGAUGCAUCUAGUGAUGAAGAACCCCAUUUCUCCUUGAUUACCGGUCAAUACAAAUCGGGCCCUUUUCAUCGAACAAGUACCAAUAAAGAAGAAUCAAGUGAAGCCUUGACAAGCACAUUAACAGAUCUGACUUUGAGAAACAAAGAGUCAAGCAUUGCCAUGCUCUUGAACAGUACUGCAGGAGAAUAUCUCAAGAAUAGAACCUAUCGAGGUUUAGAAGCAAAUAUUGGUCAAGAUGAAGCUGCAGAAAUUCAAGAAGGUCUUUCGGGUAUUGCAAGAGGUUAUGUCAAUGAAAAAGAAGAAGAAGAAUAAAAUAGUACAUGGAACACUGUGCAUGAAUGUAAAUAAAGUUCUUUAAAUGGUAGAAUGAAAGUUGUGCUUUAUCAGAGAACAUCUCUCGGUCUUCCGUAAACAUUUUGCAUAUUAAAACAAGAAAGAAAAAUAAAGACUCUACGCUGAA
Gilbertella persicaria is the source of this 1817-nucleotide messenger RNA. Its product is annotated as diphthamide biosynthesis protein 2. Bases 5 to 1669 code for a protein of 554 amino acids. Gene Ontology annotation, biological process: protein histidyl modification to diphthamide. The record is from RefSeq and is a predicted model, not a curated record. The transcript has 10 exons. NCBI's taxonomy places the organism in Eukaryota, Fungi, Mucoromycota, Mucoromycetes, Mucorales, Choanephoraceae. Gene Ontology annotation, molecular function: 2-(3-amino-3-carboxypropyl)histidine synthase activity.